Molecule: messenger RNA, 2166 nt
Organism: Nannospalax galili (Upper Galilee mountains blind mole rat)
Lineage: Eukaryota; Metazoa; Chordata; Mammalia; Rodentia; Spalacidae
Gene: CUNH10orf105
Product: chromosome unknown C10orf105 homolog
Exons: 2
Coding region: 172-549 (125 amino acids)
Source: RefSeq, a predicted model, not a curated record
AGAAGUGCAGUCUGCUGUAGGUACGGAGGAACUUAGGGCACGGUGGGUCCCAGCUGGAUGUUAUACCUUGGGACUCCUAGGACAGCUAAGAGUCCUUGCCACUGACAGUGCAGACCUCCAGGGGCUGGCUGUGAGGUCAGUGCUGGGACACUACAGAGAAGGCCAGGCAUCAUGAGCACAGGGGGCUCCAGCCUCCCCAGCCCACCAUCCUUCCUCACAGUUCCUGCCACUCCUGGGACUCCUGCUGAGGCUAUUGACCCUGUCCCAGCUCUCAUCGGCCUGGCCUGCAUCUUUCUGUUGCUGGUGUCCUGUUUGCUGUUCAUGAUGCUAUGUAAGCCAACUGCACUGGACCCUGGCCGCAAAAGGACCCAGGAGUGCAUGCCACACCACCCAGAAAGCCCCAGUGAGCCAAGGCUCCGACUCUGGAAGCGACUGGGCUCACUCCGCCGCUCCCUGCAUAGCUUCCGGAGAGGCCAGCCUGCUGUCCAGCAGUGUGCCCUGUCAGGCCUUGAUGGUGACUUUGACCACACUGAAGCCACCAAGAUGUGAUACCAUGCCCAUCCACACAGAGGCCUGACUGGUACUAUGGGCCGUAGGCCAGUGGUCUGGACACCCUGGACCUUACAUCACCCCCAGUGUUUCCCUGUGUAGUCCAUCCCAUGUCCUUCCCAGAGGACCCUGAAGACGUGCCCCCUGAUACCACUUGUUAACAGAUGCUUGGAUCAAAAGAUGACCAUCCAUAGGUGUCUAGGCCUUUAUCCUGAGGUCUCCAUGUCUAAUCUGUAACCCUUUCCUGGAAGCUGGGUAGAGCUGGGUACCUACUGUUCCUAGGAACAGCACCCCUGCCCCCUACAUGAGCCUCACCAAUCCCAUCUUCUGAAGGCCCAACUUGGAACAGCUGCUGGAAGACCAAAGGCACCUGAGUCAAGUGGGACACUGGCCUACCCCAGGGUCUACACUAUCCUGUGUUUAUGCUAACCCAGCACCCCAGGAAAAGGGAUCCAGACUCUUGGUCUUCUUGCCCCUCCUGGGGGGUCAGAUGUCUGGUUGCUGACCAGGGCCAAGCGGAGUAGCAGAUGUCAAAUCACAAGCCUGGAGCUGUCUCAGUAGCCCCCUUCCAUGUGAAUUGUCAGGACUGAUCAGGAGGGGCUGCGGAUGGGUUAAGAAGCUUCCUGUAAGUUGAGUGUGGUAGCUCACACUUAUAAUCCCAGCACUCAAGAGGCUGAGGUAGAGGUACUGCUGUGUGUUCAAGAUAGCCUGAGUUAUAGUGAGUUCCAGGUCAGGCUGGGCUGCAAUGUGAAACCCUGAUUCAAAUCCAUCAAAUCAAACAACAAGAAUGACAAUGGCUGCUGCCAGAAGCCAGGAGGAGGCAGUGUGAUGGAAGCCCAGCCACUGCCAGUGCUGAAAGGCCAGCACCUGGAUUCUGAGGAUGCACUGCAGUGGUGCCAUGUCUCACUGGGAAGGAGGUGGCCCCCUCUCAGUAUGGCUCAGACCUCCCAGGACAGCUGUGUGAUGAGGGCUGGACCACACUAAGUGUGCUCUGUGUGCUGUGGCAACUGCUUUAUAGCCUGACCUGUCAAAGGCCCAUCCCAGGGUGAGAUGCUGGGAAUCCCAAGCCUCCCAUCUCCCAUUCCAAGGCCAAACACUUAUGCUGCAUCUCAGAUUUGGAGACUGGGCAGAGACAACCUGAACUGUGCCGCUUCUGUCCCAGAGUCAGGUGGCCUGGAGCCUCAUCAUGGGGCUGCCCACAGUACAGCCAGCCAAGUCUUCCCAAGGACUAAGCUCUGACUUCAUCACUCCCUAUAUUCACAGCCUUCACUGGCCCCCUAGUGCUGAAUAUACCCAUUCCACAAUAUGAAGUGAGCUCUGGGAACUGGCUGCAAUUUAUCUUCGUAGCCUCAUCCUGACCAAAGACUUCAGGCAACUGAACGAUCAAUCAUCCCUGACUGUGGCUUAUGCUUUACUGGUACCCACUUGGUAAAACUUGCUGUCUUCCCAUGGAAAUGCCUUCCUGCCUGGAGCUCAUUUGUCUGGGGGAGGCUUUCAGCAUGCAGAGUCUUAUCUCUCUUCUUCCUACAAGCCCAGGGGCUGCAGAGAGCUGGAUCUUGUCCCAGCUUCAUUGCAUCCCCAAUCCCCAAAGCACCAAUAAUCUGAUGGGUACCUGCU